AUGAAAAAAUUCCUGCGUCGUUUUUCAGCGGCUGCUGCGCCAGCUGUUUUCGCUUCUCCUCUGGAGGUACUGACUGCACGAGACCAGGCGCUAGCAAAGGACGGUGAAGAAGUUAAAGUUCCGACAGUGCUACGAAAAUUUGUUACAUUCUUAAGCUCAGAGCAGGCUCUACGAACAGAAGGGAUCUUUAGGGUUGCAGGAUCUACCAAGGUUGUCAAGGAUCUGAGGGAGCGUAUAGAGAAGACGGGUGCCGUGGACUUUUAUGACGUGCCCGAGCAGGACAUACCCUCUGUUGCCUCCCUUUUCAAACAAUGGAUACGAGAGUUGCCCGAAGCUCUGGUGCCUGAGCGAUAUUUCCAAGAGCUACAAGAUGCUGCAGGGUCCGCUGAAGACAUGCAAAUGGUGCUGCAAACACUCCCUCCACAAAACCGCUCCGCGUUCAAGUACCUUCUACUAUACCUCCUCCGCGUAGCAUUCUACUCUUCCGAAAACAAAAUGACCACAUCAAACAUCUCAGUCGUCUUUGCUCCGAAUAUCUUUCGGUGUCCAUCGGAGCCAAACAAACCGGGAAGUUCCACAACAUACGGAGGAGGGACCGAUCAGACUUCCUACUUUGCAGAAAGCUUGGUGGUUUCAAAGGUUUUGGCGUUCGUUUUGGAUCAUUUUGGGGAGGUGUUUGGGGCGGAGGAAACCGAUGAAGAUCUUUUGUUCAAAGAAGACAUUAAAAAUGCGAGCAUAAAGAAACAAGAGGAUACUUCGGGAGAUGGCAAAUCCAAGACUCAGCCCCGAAUUAUUUUGAAGUCGAGCGAGGCACCCGAUUUAUUUCAGGACCCUCUUGAUGACAAUACUGAGGAUUCCAAUACGUCAAAUAUAAUAGGAAACGACAGUGUCCCAAUGCCCUCGAUCCAAGGCGAGAAUCCACAGCCGUCUCAACGAAAUGUUUUCAGUAAGCUCCUGAGCAAGACCCGAAAGCGCGGCGCAACCCUAACUGAGACGAAAUCCGACGAGAUCGUCAAACCAGUGGAUCAAGUGUCAACAAAACGUCCAAGAUCGUCCUCCGAUCCCAUUGGAAGCGAGGGGCAGGUCAAAGUUUCUCAAAAGGCGUUGAUUCGCGAGCUCAAGAGCCGGCUUGCAAACUCGGCAGCAUCAUCCGGGCCAUUUCCUAUUGCAUCCAAGAAAAUGGAUACGGAUGAAGAGGACGAAGAGAAUGCAAAAGAUGACUCUGCGACUAAUUCAGACGCAUCAAGUGUUUCCGAACCGGAAGAGACCUCCAGUGCUUCAGAACUAAGAUCUAAUGAUUUUCUACGAAGCAGUGGAGAGUUGGCUAGCAGAAAUAGGACUUAUGGAUCGAAUAGCGGAACAGCAACCCUUCCUGAGAAGAAGCAGUUAGUAUUGCCCACAAAAAGUCGACCAAAACCUCCUACACGGCGUCCGCCAGUGCAGAAAAUCUCUCGGAAGCUCCCUUCUGACUCCGCAUCCUCCCACUCUGAAUCCUCCUCAGAAAGCUCUGAGUCCUCCUAUAAAGCCGGCGCAAAGCUACCCGAAUCCCGCUCUGCACAAGCACCCGCUGCACGUCCCGCUGCUCCUUACAACAAACGUAAAUCUGUCUCCUUCCAACUCCCUAUCAGUGACGACGUGUCUUCAAAUGAUAUGCAAACAUGGGAUACGGAAGGAAAUACCUAUGAAACAGAAACAACGGACAGCGCAAGUGAAGAAAGUGAGGAUCAAAGCGAGCAUGCAAGCGAGGAAGACGAUACGGACGAGCAACGUCAGCCAAAGGCGCGACGGGCACCAGGAAGGCCUGCCCCUCCACCGCCAGCGGCAUUGGUGAUGCAGAAGAGUCCCACUCGGGAGAUGGCGCAUCCACCUCAGGAUCGGCAGGCUGUUGAAAAGAAUGCGAGAAAGUUAAGCCUAAGUCUGAAUGACCUAGACUUACAGACAUCAGAACCCGCUGAACAUUCAACAAGCGCGGAUCGUCCUUCCCACAGCUCCGACCCAAAUCUCCUCAAAGACGCAUCAACCAGCCCCCGUUCAACUCGCCGCCAUGUCCCAGCGCUAUCCAUAGAUACCGCGCACUCGUCGGACACCAGUAUCUUCAAGCCAGCCACCUCACGAACUUCGCUUCCAUCUCCAGAGUUGUCUCGACGAAAACCAGAGGGACGUCGCGGAGAUACUGGGAUGACACCCAUUACACCCAUCACACCGUUCUCACCCGGGGGCCGAAGUGGAAGGCUGGACCAUAUUGUGAUACAACCUUCCGGAUUACGCCACGAAGUCAAGCGAGAUCUUGAACUGAACGCCAAUGCACAGGGACGAGAACGAAGUCGAACAAUAUCUCAUGCUCAUGAGAAGCCCCCUCCACAACCGCGCAGUAGAUCAACGACCAUCACCAGCAGUACAGAAAGCAUGCAAACUGAGGUGAAAUCUCUCUACAAAAAGAUUAAAGAAGCCAAGGACAGUGGAACUGCUGGACCAGAUCUACGUCCUAACAUGGCACGGUACAAGGAGUUGAAAACUUUGUUGCAAGCCGCUACGCUGACGUCCCCUACGCCAACAACCCCCGCACGACCUUCAUCAUCCCGGCCCGUUUCAAGCCUUUCCCAAACAGAAGCAGCAGCUGAGAAAGCACUUAUAAAGAGGGAACUUGUUAAUCUGAAGGAGUUAUACAAACACUCUGAACCGACUAAGAAAGACCGGGAGGAGAUGAGGGAUAUGUAUCAAAGAUAUUGUGCAUUGAAAGUUAUGCUCGAGGGUGAGAGCUCAUCCAAACCUGACGCAAGCAGAACUCAGCAAGCCAUGUCGCCAAAUCCGCCAAUGUCAGACAACCUCAAACAAUAUAAAAAGCUCCGUUACGAGAAAAAGCUCCUGCAAAUGCGCUUACACAAGUUCCAGGAAGAUUUCAUGAGGGAACAUGGAAGGGCAUUGAAGACCGCCGAAGAUCGCGCGCCCAUUGCUAGGGAAUACGCGCGAUAUAAGGACUUGAAAGAACAGCUAGCCGAUAUGGAAGCAAUGCUCAGUCCAAAUGGAUAG
Molecule: messenger RNA, 3030 nt
Organism: Spizellomyces punctatus DAOM BR117
Lineage: Eukaryota; Fungi; Chytridiomycota; Chytridiomycetes; Spizellomycetales; Spizellomycetaceae
Exons: 16
Coding region: 1-3030 (1009 amino acids)
Biological process (GO): small GTPase-mediated signal transduction
Cellular component (GO): cytoplasm
Molecular function (GO): GTPase activator activity
Source: RefSeq, a predicted model, not a curated record